AUGACAUUCUCCCUGGGGUGGGUAGUUCUAUGGCUUGUUGGAAGAGAGAGAGCUAAAGCAUUUAAUCUUUCAGAUUGUUCCAUCAAAAACACUAUUUGGACAUAUUCUUCAAUGAGGGAGGAAGAGUUUGUCUUAUUUUGUGAUUUAAAAAAAUGCAAUGCUAAUGCUAAUAAUACCCUCUCUGUCCAAUGGUAUCUACAACCUCCGAAUGGAGAGCCAUUAAGAGACCUUUCUAAAAACUACCCACACAUUGUUCAAAAAGAUACCACUCUACAUUUUUUGACCAUCGGGGUGAAUGAUUCUGGAUUGUACAUAUGUAAACCAACUACGAGGACACCUCAAGAUAAGGCUUGUUGUGUAAAUACAGUUUUGGAAGUGAAAAACAAGACCAAUGAAACCUGCAUGAACAGUGUAUCACACAAGCAAGACCUUGUUAUUGGCAAAUUUGGCUCUAUUUAUUGUCCUUGUGUCAGUAACCAAAGGGAUGCAAAAAUAUCAAAGAUGACCUGGUAUAAGGAUGGAUACAUCCUUACCCAAACUAUCAACCCAUUCUCUUAUGACUAUGAAAACUAUGAUGAGCAUCAGGGCAUGUACACGUGUGAUCAUACGCAGUCGGAUAAUGCAACGUCAUGGACAGUCCGGGCUGUUGUUCAAGUGAAAACUAUUGUGAAAGACACUCGACAAAAACCAAAUAUACUGAACCCCAUUGGUGACACUCUGGAAGUAGAACUUGGAAAACCUUUAACUCUUAACUGCACAGCAGUGUUUGGCUUCCAAAGAGACUUUAAGCCUGUUUUAAAAUGGUACAUCAUAGAUUCUGACCAAGAAGUGGAAGAGCCAACAUCUAAGGUGAGAAGUGAUAUGUCCACCAAAGAGUUUGACAGAAUUGAAUGUAGUGUCUUCUUGAAAGAAGUGACUCAGAGUGAUCUUCACAAGAAAUUCAUUUGCUUUGCCCAAAACUCCAUUGGAAACGUAACCCGAUCCAUCCAAUUAAAAGCGAAGAAAGGAGUGGUAUUCAUCUACAUCCUCCUCAGCACCACCAUGGGACUGGCGGGAGUGUUCAUGACGUGUGCUUUCCUCUACAUCUACUGGAUUGAAAUAGUGCUGCUCUACCGAACUUACCAGAAUAAGGAUGAGACAGUCGGGGAUGAAAAGGAAUUUGAUGCCUUCAUAUCCUAUGCAAAAUGGAAUCCUUUGGAGAGCGAGGCCUCUUCAUCACUGAGUGAGGAACACUUGGCCGUGAAUCUAUUCCCUGAAGUUUUGGAAAACAAAUAUGGAUACACCUUGUGUUUGCUGGAGAGAGAUGUAGCUCCAGGAGGAGCAUAUGCUGAAGAUAUUGUGAACAUUAUCAAGAAAAGUAGAAGAGGAAUAUUUAUCUUGAGCCCAAACUACAUUAACGGUCCUGGUAUCUUUGAACUGCAAGCAGCAGCGAAUCUUGCCUUGAAUGAUCAAGCAAUCAAAUUGAUUUUAAUUAAAUUUUGUUCCUUCAAAGAGCCGGUAGUUGUACCUCAUCUAGUGAAAAAAGCUCUCAAGGUUUUGCCCGCAGUCACCUGGAGAGGCUCAAAAUCAGUUCCUCCAAAUUCCAGGUUCUGGACUCAAAUGCGCUACCAUAUGCCUGUGAAACGCUCAAAGAAUUCACAUGGAACCCAGCUCGAUGUUAUCCCUGGAGCUCUUUGCAGGAAAAAACACAGCAGAGCAGACACCACUGGGAGGCGCUCUCAGCCUAGGGAAUGUGACACUGUUCUGCCACCCUUCCUGUCCCUGGUAGGUCAGAAGCGGAUAGGUUGA
Molecule: messenger RNA, 1788 nt
Organism: Sorex araneus (European shrew)
Lineage: Eukaryota; Metazoa; Chordata; Mammalia; Eulipotyphla; Soricidae
Gene: IL18RAP
Product: interleukin 18 receptor accessory protein
Exons: 10
Coding region: 1-1788 (595 amino acids)
Biological process (GO): interleukin-18-mediated signaling pathway
Molecular function (GO): interleukin-1 receptor activity; interleukin-18 receptor activity
Source: RefSeq, a predicted model, not a curated record